GACUCUUUCUCUCCCUGCUCAUUCCUCCCUCAGCAGAUGAAGCAACACUUCCUCCACUCGCAGACGCCGGCUCCUCUUCUCCACUUUAGUCCACCGAUCCUCGGCGUGUUGUCAGACCCUAACCCCCGCUGGAGAUGAGUGCUGACUGCCGCAGCUACUACAACACUGACGGGGUGCUGGUGGAGGCGUUCUCAUGCCCCAAACCAGGGAGCGCUCCUUUUGCGGUCUACUGUUGUGGCUUUAACGAUGUCAAGUAUUGCUGCGAUGAUCCCAACAGCUUUUUCCCUUAUGAAUAUGGAUACAUGUGGUGGCUGAGUAUCGGUGCUCUGGUGGGUCUCUCAAUUGCGGCGGUGGUCCUUCUUGCCUUUCUCAUCACUGUAUGUGUCCUCUGCUACCUCUUCAUUGCCACCAAACCCAGUCGCCUUGACAACGGCCUGCCCCUUAGAGCUCCAGGAGACCCAAGUGAAGGGCCCAGUCACGUGGGAACAACCAGUAGUUUUGGACCGCAGGGAUUCAGAAAACACUUGAUGAGCCGGAAAGUGGACUCUGAAAAUGAAUCAUCAGACCCUGAGCGCCUUUUCCAAAGGUGUUUUACUGCUACAGUCACUGGUGUGAAGGUAGAAGGUCCCUCGUAGGCCACAGAGCAGCUUUGCCUUCAAGUGUCCAACCAGCAGCACAUGGAGUCUGGAGGCAGUCAGAGCUGCCAGUGAACAGCAGUCGGAGGAGAGCUGCGGCAACCAAUGCCGUCAUGGUGAUUAAGUGAAGUCAUUACCGUGUUUUUCCAGUGAGUGUUGGAAAUUAAAACCUAGAGGCCCACUAGUGCUGUGACCACUGGUUCAAAGGACUCAUGAUGACAACCGAACCCCUCCUCUUUGUGGCGUGAAACAGAACAGAACUAUUCUGCAUCCUCCUGGAAGGGAACACGGGACUCUGACAGCCAGAGAAUGAUAAAUGAUAAUGACCCGCACUUGUAUAGCACCUCUCAGAGUAAGGACUCCAAAGUGCUUUACACUACAGUGUAUCAUUCAUCCAUUCACACACACAUUCAUACACUGGUGGGGGUGAGCUACAAUGUAGCCACAGCUGCCCUGGGGCACACUGACGGAGGCGAGGCUGCCGAGCACAGGCGCCACCGGACCCUCCGACCACCACCAGCAGGCAAGGUGGGUUAAGUGUCUUGCCCAAGGACACAACAGCAGAAUUCUCUGUCCGCAGCCGGGAUCGAACCUGCAACUUUCCGAUUACUGGACAACCCGCUCAACCUGUUGAGCUACUGCUGCCCAACUUCAGAGGAACUUCAGAGACGAUGCUUAAGAGGUUGCAUAUGGCGAGUAAACACAUGUACGUUCACCAAAACAACCCGUGCGUUUGUGCAAUGGCUCUAAGUUCAGUGUCACCACGUGGAGCUCUACUAUCUCAGGGAUUAAGGAUUAGGGUCGGACCCUACAGUGUGAUUAGACUUCAUACCAACAUAAAAACAAGAACAUUAGUCUAUUCAUAUGUUGCUUACUUUGGCUUGUCUGACCAUAUUUCUAGAAAAUAUUUUCUUUGAUGUGAUGUCUGUAUGGACAGAGUUGUUCAAGCACGAUCAAAAGCCAACAGUGGUUGCUUUGAUCCAUCACUGCCGCGUUUCCCUGAACCAAAGCAAAACCAAUGUCCUCUCAAACAUGUGUGUUGAUGUCAGCAGGCUCUGUGUGGCAUCAGGGCUCUGUGACAGAGUGGGCUCCAGUCCACAUCACGAGGGGGUGAUGUUGUCAGUCAGCUGACGGCUCCAUGAAUGACCAUGAAACUUGAACUUUUACAGAACAACUGCCUCAGAGCUACGCCUGAACCAACACAACAACUCUGUCAGUUAAACUCUGAGAAUAUGUAAUCAGACUACGGCUGCACAGAAAGAAAGUCUUUCAUCUGAACAAGCCCGGUCGGUGGGAGACAGAAAAGGGCCAAGAUUUGCCUCGAGCUGUGACGAGACGCUGCGCUGGCAGAUAAAAUUGUUCCCAGUUUGUGUUUCAGGUGGGCGUGUCAGAGAGCCAGCUGCUCCUGAUCUCCUGAUCAGAGGACCAGGGGUACUUAAGGAGCGGUGUGAAACAACUCCAGUGCUGGUUGAUACUCGCCUUUGGGUAACACUAGUUCUGUCUUGAGUUUAAAGCCUCAAAUACUCAGCAUGUGUUUUUGUCAGUCCGUUCCCGUCAGCCCUGGUCUUGUGUUUUGAACUUCUGCUCAUCUUCCACUCAGGAUUACUCACCGCUGUCUGGAGUUGUUAAUUCCACUACACGUUGCUCACCGUCCCCUGGUCUCCUCGCUCUCUGCUGCUCGCCUGUCAUCCUACCUGCCUGCCUACCAAUCUUCCCCUCCGGAUCUACAGCAUUACCUGCCUUCCUGUCUGCCACAUGCCCGUUCACGUAUCUCUGUUUGGAUCCUCAGCCUCGUCUCUGUCGCCGAUUGACUUCACCAUCCAGCCCAGUCUCUUUAAGGAUUUUAACCUGCCCAAUCGCGGCUUUUUCCUGUUCUCGUUUGGAGCAGCGCUUUUAGUUUUCAUCACGUUCCUUAAUAAAUAUUAGUUGUUAUUUACUCA
Nothobranchius furzeri (turquoise killifish) is the source of this 2575-nucleotide messenger RNA. Its product is annotated as protein shisa-like-2A. The record is from RefSeq and is a predicted model, not a curated record. NCBI's taxonomy places the organism in Eukaryota, Metazoa, Chordata, Actinopteri, Cyprinodontiformes, Nothobranchiidae.